This is a messenger RNA of Ficedula albicollis (Collared flycatcher), 5258 nucleotides long. RefSeq names its product Harvey rat sarcoma viral oncogene homolog (gene HRAS). The coding region runs from base 118 to 687 and encodes 189 amino acids. The transcript has 6 exons. Gene Ontology annotation, cellular component: plasma membrane. Gene Ontology annotation, molecular function: GTP binding; GTPase activity; GDP binding. The record is from RefSeq and is a predicted model, not a curated record. Lineage: Eukaryota; Metazoa; Chordata; Aves; Passeriformes; Muscicapidae. Gene Ontology annotation, biological process: Ras protein signal transduction.
UUCUAGGGGGACUUGAACCAUUCCCAGAGGAGAGGACCCUAUUUCUCUGUGGAAGCUCGUUAGCCAUCCAGAGGGUGGUGGUGCUCCUGGAAGUCCUGAGCUGGGGUCAGCUGGAAGAUGACCGAAUACAAGCUGGUGGUGGUGGGAGCAGGUGGUGUUGGGAAGAGUGCUUUGACGAUACAGCUCAUUCAGAACCAUUUUGUUGAUGAGUAUGACCCCACGAUAGAGGAUUCCUACAGAAAGCAAGUAGUCAUCGAUGGAGAGACCUGUUUGUUAGACAUCUUGGACACUGCAGGGCAGGAGGAGUACAGUGCCAUGAGAGACCAGUACAUGAGAACGGGGGAAGGAUUCCUGUGUGUCUUCGCCAUCAACAACACCAAGUCCUUUGAAGAUAUUCACCAGUACAGGGAGCAGAUCAAGAGGGUGAAAGACUCAGAUGAUGUUCCCAUGGUGCUGGUGGGGAAUAAAUGUGACCUCCCUGCGCGAACAGUGGAGACCCGGCAAGCGCAGGACCUGGCCCGGAGCUACGGGAUCCCCUACAUAGAAACGUCUGCCAAAACCAGACAGGGCGUUGAGGAUGCCUUCUACACCUUGGUGCGGGAGAUCCGGCAGCAUAAGCUGCGCAAGCUGAAUCCCCCGGAUGAGAGCGGCCCCGGCUGCAUGAACUGUAAAUGUGUGGUAUCGUGACUACGCUGUCUGGACCGUGUCUUGGCGAGGUUCCCACUGUGCAGUGCGCAAGGAAAGAGGUGAAGCAAAGGAAGAAGCAAAUGCAUUCAGAGGAGGAGUAUGGGGGGGGAGAGGAGGAGGAGGAGGCGGAGGAAGAGGACGGGGAGCAUGAGGCCCUCCAAGGACUAUCUCACACUUCAUCCAAGCCUGCGGCAAACAACUUUUUUUUUUUUAUCCCCAUCCCCUCAUCCUUUGGCCUCCUCCCACCCCGGCAACUGUACAAAGCCACAGAUUGAAUCACAGUAAAUUAUUAUUUGAUCGUCUCAACAAAUCACCUUGAUGGCUGUGUCCUCCUUCCAGAGGCUGCUGCUGCUGGUGCUCCAGAAGGAUCGCUGGUGGGAUGGCGGGGAGGAAAGGGUGCUGAGAUUUGCUCUCCACAGACCAAAGUCAUGCUGUAGAUCCAUGGAGGUGAUUGGGGUGGGAGAGACAAGCUCUCAGGGCAGGACAGCUUGUCUCUGUCUCCAGCAAGUCUUUGUUAUGUCCUCCCCAGCCCACCUGAAACUCUGCAGGCCCCAAGUUUUGGGAAAGCGGAAGAGCGCAACCAGUCCAGGCCUGUCCUUGGCACCCCUUGAGUGCUUUGCUUUCAGCCUAGUCCUUGUGGGAUCUAUGGCCUCGGAUGCAAUGCCUGGAAGGGAAGAAGAUUCAGGGAGGAGAUUCGAGAGCUGGGUUCACCUCAGCAGUUUGUUGCUUCCCUGACUCCCUUCCUGUCAGCUCUUUCUGGCACAAGACCUCCAUCACGUGUUGUGCUCUAGAGGUAGAAUUAGGACUUUGUGGUACCUUCCAGCUGUGCUAACACCUGUAUAGCAUAUACACCUUGGGCUGCUCCAGUAUGUACAGGUAAGCAAAUCCUUGUCUGCCCUGUGCAUGGCUUCCUUACUGGAGAGCAUGUCAAGAAGCUGCAGGAGCUGUCUGGCUGCUCAGUAACUAAGACUAAAGGAUUCAGGCUUCUCAUCCUUGGGUUUAGAGUGGGUUAGAGUGUUUUGGAUAAGGGCUAAUCUGUUGGGAACCUCUCUUUGCUUAGCUCUGCUCCUUUGCGGUUUUUGCUUGAGGUCUGACCUAUGUGCCUUUCACUUGCAGCCCCAAGACAGGGCAUUGCACUCAGUGCAGCGGGUGGCUUGGUGUUCGCUGUCUUUCCCUCUUCCAAGCUAUAGCACAGGCUAAUUUAGCUGGCAUCCAGAAUGAGGAGCAUCAAAGGGGGAAGGUGAUCCAGCGGAGUGUGGCAGGGAGCUGUUCUGCAUGGGCUAGCCCAGACCUGAAGAGGGGCUGGAUUUGGCAGCCAAGGUUGGUCUGGGUUUGGAGUGGCGAGGGUGGCAUGAGUCACAUGCCUCAUAUGGAAAAACCAGUACAGAAACCCCGGUCACCCCCAGCACAAAGCCACAGCCCACUCAGGGCUUCCUAGCAUCCAUCCAAGCAACCUCCCAUCCCACUCCCCAUCCUCCAUGCUGCCCAUCAAGCAGCAGCAGAAUUAAGGCAGCAGAAUUCAGCUCCCAUGCUCCUUGAGGGUGCUGCCUUUGCUUUUGGCCUGGGCAAGAGGGGACUUGUACUAAUGGCUUGCUUUCUGUAAAUGCCUGUUCUGAACUGCUGUAGGGCACAACCCUCGCCCUGGCUGCAGCUGCCUGGCACCCUGUUCCUGCAGAAGGGCUGAUACCAGCUGGAGUGGGAGAAGUUGCCCAAGGGGAGAGUGCCUUGCCUGUAGCUGGGUGUGCUGUUUGCAGCAGCAUCUGUCCCUGCGCUGGAGGAUUGCUGAAGAUGCUGAACCUGAUGUCACAUGGUGCGACUGGACCAGAAAUGCCCAGAAAACCUCCCACUCUGAGUUGUUUCAAGUCUGAAGCCUGGGGUUUGUUCCUAAAGUUGGCAUCUUGUGCACAACUGGCCACAGGACAGGGUUCUUUGUCCUUCUAGAAGAUGACUUGGGGGCACUUGCUUGGAGUUGUUACUGCACUAGGAACCUAGUGGUCUUCAUCUGCAGUAGAACUUAUCCCCUUCUAGAAGGAUGGGAUAGUACUAGCUGGAGGCCUUCAGAGAAGUAACAUACUGGAGCUCUCUCAAGGACUGAGAAUCUCCUCUCAUUUCUGGCUGGGAGCCAAAUGCCAUAGUCAAGCACUGGGAGCUGAGGAGCACCUGGGCCAAGGUGUGUUUGCAGGGCUGCAGUUCCAAGAAACUGGUACAUUGUCGUGAGGGUAUGCUAGAACAGCACUGGCCAGAAUACAAAUUACUUACAAGAGUUUGGUGAGGAGCAGGAAGCUGAAGUAAGAGCAUUCCCUUUCAAAGAGGUUUCUGCGCUCAGGGUAAGGUUUUCAAGCUUGUCAAACAGUCCAGGUCAGUGACAGACCAUCACAGGAGCUGGUUAGCUUUUUGCUGUAAUUAGAAGGUCACAAGAAAUCCAGACACAGGUCAUUGUUCAAGUCCAUGCUAAAAGUUGGAGGUAGGUUAGGAGCAAAAGGAGGUCCUAAAAGCUUGACACCACAGCUCUUCUCCAAAAGCCACGUUUUAAUUGUAUAUUAAUGCUGUACUGCAUUUUUGUUCCAGGAGGAAAAUCACAACAGAUCAAGAUGCAUCAGCUGUGAUCUGGUCUGAUCUUUGCUGUUUGCAAAAACCAGAUUGUAUCACUUCUCUCAGGUGGAGUUGUUACUCUUGACUUGGCUUUCUCACUUGCUGCCUUGGUGCUGAUGAUUUGGGGACAAGACAUCAUCUUGCUAGCCCCUGACAGGCAGGAGGCUGGUACCUGAGCUCACAAUGCUAGCUGAACUUCUCAAGUCUGAAAGUAAUACCAGGAUUACAGUUUCACUGGAGUGAAUGUAGGUUUGGGAAAUAAAUUGAGGGGUUUGGAGUUGAUUUUCCCCAUAGUUAUUCAAGGCACGUUUGUUCUAGAAGUACUGGGACUGGAAGAUGAAAUUUUCAGACACUGCAGUUGUUUCCCUUAUGAUAAGGAGUUUGUUGUGUACCUCAGUACUGCUUCAGAGGCACGAGCUCAGGUGAGCAGAAUGUACAGUUAUGUUGUAUUGCAUAGCCAAAGCUGGAAAAGAAUCCACAGAGGUGAGCUUCUUGCUGUAUUUGUGUACAUCAGCUCAUCUCUGGCUAUUGUGAUCUCUUCAGCUGGCCAUGCAAAGCUGAACUAAACUUGUGCUGUGCUGUGGAUCUCCAGCCAGUGUGAAAACCAGCUCUGACAAGGCUUCAGUCAGCAUCCUACUGAUUAUGUUGAGACUGCAUAUGCCUUGAUGGAGGAGUGCCACCUUUGAACCUGUACUUAAAUGACAGAAUAGCUGACAAGGUCUGUUCUAGUCUGGUCAGGUCCAGAUGUCUCAGGACAGACGUAUAAUACAUGUUCUUCUCUCACAUCAUUCAAGUGCCCCACACCCUGUUACAGAGGGGUUGGGGCACCAGAGACAUCACAGCUGAGUCAACUGCCAGAAUUGCUUACAAGUCCUUAAAGAUGCUGAACCAGUGUGUGAACAGAUCUCAUGCCUUUUGGUCUAUGAGGGCUUCCACCCUCAUUCUCCUAAGCCAGCAGAGAGGGUGACUCCAAAGCAGGUGAGUGCAUGGUGCUUGCUGAGGGCUUUGGCAAAGACCUGGGUUGUGCAGGAGCUGGCAGCAAUGACUCAGUGCUGGAGUGAGACUUGAGAUGUGAGGGCGGUGGUAGGGGCAGCUGAAUGAAAGGCUGAGUUUCACAGAGCAGCCUUGGCUAAAUGCUGGCCUCAUCCCCCUCACCUGCAGUGUGGUUGGGUAGAGAAGCAGACCAGGUUUCCUUUCUGGACUACAGCCACUGCUGCAAACCUUUCCAGCCUAAGCAGUACUUCUGUAUCACUUGUUGCCUUCACCAUAAAGGUAAGCAAAGCCACUUGAGAACCAGCUUCCCCAAGCCUUAUCUAAGUCUGUAGGCUUAGAUGUGCCAGGAGCAGGGCUCUGAUGUGAGGCCAGGCUGAGUGGCCUUCAGGGCACCAGAGUGGCCCAGGCUCUUAACUGGAAGAGGGGCUUGUGAUAUUGCAUCCCAUGUAGCCACAGGUACCUCUAAGGGAGCUCAUACCAGUUUUGAACAAAAUGAGAAGUUUGUUUACCUUUCUCUGUAUCUUAAGGAGGAGACUGUUUUACUGUGUGGAAGAACAGCCAGGCUUUGUGACUCCAAUCCCUUGGACUAAUGUCUUUGUGUGUGCCUUCUAAGUCUUCUCCAUUCCCAUCUUGGGCUCUUUUGUAACUGCUGCCAGUAAGGAUGCUUGUGGGAUGGGUCCACCUGCUGUCUCCUGGCAAGACAUUUCAGCUGUGGUUUGCUUGUCUCCUGCACUGUCCUGGUGCCCACAUCCUUGUAGGUGAAGAGGAUGCUGAUGUAUACCCUGUGGGCCUCCUCAGAUGCUGAGGCAGUAGGAUUUGGGAGAUGGUUUGGGAAGCAGUCAGGUGGGCCUCUUUAAACUAACGCCAGGCUGUUAUUUUCUCCAUAUGCUGCUUUAUACUUGGGGAUGUGCUGCAGGAAGGGGAUGACAUUGCUCAGAGGAUGGUGUGACAGCCACCAUCCUGGCCACCAGCAAUUGGUGGGAAGG